UUGUGUAACACAUACACUUUCACAAAACCCUGCGAACUAGCAGAAGACAGAACUCUAUCCAGAAGAAGUGAGGCCAAAAGAAGGAAGCGGAAGCCAUGGUGAAGCGAGUGGCAAUCGUUGGAGCUGGGGUGAGCGGUCUGGCCUCCAUUCGGAGCUGUGUGGAAGAGGGGCUGGAGCCCACGUGCUUCGAGAGGAGUCAUCAUGUCGGUGGACUGUGGCAGUUCUCGGAACAUGCAGAAGAAGGCCGGGCCAGCAUUUACCGGUCCGUGUUCACCAACUCCUCCAAAGAAAUGAUGUGUUUCCCCGACUUUCCUUAUCCAGACCACUUCCCCGUUUUUAUGCACAACAGCAAACUCCAGGAGUACAUUGUCCUGUUUGCCCAGGAAAAGGAUCUUUUCAAAUACAUACAGUUUAAGACGUUUGUCCACAGCAUCAAAAAACGCCCUGAUUUCUCUACCACCGGACAAUGGGAUGUAAUCACGGAAAAGGAUGGGAAACAUGAAACAGCCGUAUUCGAUGCUGUGAUGAUUUGUUCUGGACAUCACGUUUAUCCCAAUCUACCAGUUGAUUCUUUUCCUGGACUAAAAGACUUCAAAGGCAGCUACUUCCACAGCCGGGAUUAUAAGGGGCCCGAUGCAUUUGAGGGAAAGAGAGUCCUUGUGAUUGGCCUGGGGAAUUCUGGUUGUGAUAUUGCAACUGAGCUCAGUCACAAAGCUGCACAGGUCAUCAUCAGUUCCAGAAGUGGCUCAUGGGUGAUGAGUCGUGUUUGGGAUGACGGCUACCCUUGGGACAUGGUGUAUAUAACGCGUUUUAAAAACUUUCUCCGAAACAACCUCCCAAAGUCCAUCUCCAACUGGCUCUACGUAAAGCAGAUGAAUACCCGAUUUAAACACGAGAACUACGGCUUGAUGCCUUUAGACGGAACUUUGCGGAAAGAGCCCGUGUUCAACGAUGAGCUUCCAGCCCGGAUCAUCUGUGGCAAGGUGACGGUCAAGCCCGACGUGAAGAAAUUCACAGAGACCUCAGCCGUGUUUCAGGAUGGGACGGUGUUUGAGAACAUUGAUUCUAUCAUCUUCGCAACUGGCUACAGUUACGCGUACCCCUUCCUUGAUGGAAGCAUCAUCAGAAGCAGAAACAAUGAGGUCACCUUGUAUAAAGGCAUCAUUCCUCCUCCACUCGAGCAGCCGACCCUGGUGGUGAUUGGCCUUGUCCAGUCUCUUGGAGCAGCUAUCCCCACCAUGGACCUGCAGGCCCGCUGGGCGGUGAGAAUAAUAAAGGGACUGUGCCAUUUACCCUCUGUGAAAGACAUGAUGGAUGACAUUGAUGAGAAAAUGGGGAAAAAACUCAAAUGGUACGGUCAGAGCCAGACUCUACAGACGGAUUACAUCGUCUACAUGGAUGAGCUUGCCUCUUUAAUAGGAGCAAAGCCCAGUAUGCUCAAGCUGUUCCUGAGCGACCCCAAGCUGGCCACUGAGGUGUAUUUUGGGCCAUGCAGCCCGUAUCAGUUUCGCCUGAGCGGCCCAGGGAAGUGGGCUGGAGCCCGAGAUGCCAUCCUGACCCAGUGGGACCGGACGCUGAAGCCCAUGUGCACGCGAGUUGUCAGUGCUCCUCAGAAGCCUCGCCCGUUCUUAAAGAUUCUCAGGCUCCUUUGUCUACCUCUUCUAGUUCUUGUGGCCUUGCUGGUAUUCACCUGAUGAUUUAGUAAUCUUUUAGUGGUUUUAAACAAGGUGCCUAGCAAUUCCUUGGGAAGGAACCGCAUUAAUAAAAAUCAUGGAGAAUUCAACAUUUCCUACUUUCCCAAUCUUCAUCUUCCCCACGUGCAGGACUGUCCUAGAUCAGCUGUGAUCCGGUGAAAACAAGCAAUUUUACACCAGCUGUGGCUAUCCUAUAAUCAGGACCUUGGGAAGAAGUCUCAGAUCCUCAGAUGCAUCAGGCCUGAAAAGGGUCCUGUAUUCCACUUUCAAAGGUAUAACAGGAAAGAAAAUCCAACUUCCAAAUGGUUUCAGUUCAUACCCUCUGUCCCUGUCAGCAUUUUCUUCCUUCUAAGAAGCCCAAAAAUUUGAGUUGCCCUUUUGUUUGACUAACAGAAAAGAGCUCAAAUAUCUACACAUGCUACUUUCCUUCAAAGAGGCAAUCAGACCAUUAAUUGUCUUUAAUCCCCAUUUUACAGAUAAGGUAAUUGAGGAACAGAGAUGUGAAGUGACUUGAUGGAGACUACACAGCAGACAAAUGGCAGAGCUGGGGUUAGAACCCAUGUCCUCUGACUCCCAGGCCAGUGCUUUAAAGCACCACAAGACCACACUGCCUCUCCUCAGUAAGAUCCCCCCAGGCUAGAUUUAUUCGGAGUUCUCAACCUGUUGUCUUUCCUAUAAUUCCACCUCCCGGAGAAGUCUUUUUAUCAGAUGAAAACUAAAUAUGUGAUUUAUG
Messenger RNA from Ornithorhynchus anatinus (platypus), 2427 nucleotides. Its product is annotated as flavin containing dimethylaniline monoxygenase 3. Lineage: Eukaryota; Metazoa; Chordata; Mammalia; Monotremata; Ornithorhynchidae. The coding region runs from base 96 to 1694 and encodes 532 amino acids. Gene Ontology annotation, molecular function: N,N-dimethylaniline monooxygenase activity; flavin adenine dinucleotide binding; NADP binding. The record is from RefSeq and is a predicted model, not a curated record. The transcript is spliced from 9 exons.